GACCAUGGCGAAGUUCACUCACAUUUUACUACUACUCUAUCUUCUAAAAUAUAAUCUUGCCGAGGAAUGUCCCAAUAGUAAAAACGAACAAGAGUAUCGCACCUGGUUAAAAGAAUUAUAUGAAGAAUUAAUGUGUUACAAGUCGAAAAAGGCUCCGCCAGGAAUCAACACAAUUGGUGUCCAUAUGAAUGUGGAAAGAUACAGCUUACAAACCGAUAAAGAAAUAUUCAGUGCUGAAACAGUUUUAAAUAUCACUUGGAAAGAUGAACGACUAAUGUGGGAUCCAGACAAACACCACGGUAUCAAGGAAACUGAAACGGAUGAAUUCUUUUAUUGGAUUCCACAAAUGGAACUAAUCAACGUAGAAGACAUGUUCAACAAUGAAAUAACGUCUUUAUAUCUUUGUAAGAUCCAGUACAUGGGACUCGUUAACUGUCGGCACAAAAUGUACCAUGAAACAUGGUGUAGCGUCAAACUCACUAACUGGCCCUACGAUAUUCAAGAAUGCAGUUUGGAAUUUGGACAUGAGUAUCUGAGUAAAGAAAAUUAUACAAUACAUCUUAGAACAGCAAUAGCCGAUGACUAUACAGCUGGAUGGCACAUUACUGAAUUUAAACAGGAUUAUAACGUGGGUGGUAGGAUAGGAGUGAGAGUGACUUUUGUGUUAGAAAGAGAAGCAGCUGGUUUGUCUGCGAUCUACAUACAUCCAGCUUUAGUGUUGACUGUGCUCAAUAUUGUGACUCUCUUCUUAGAUGUGAGACGUAAUGUAAGGCUAGCAGUUAGUUGCUUCACAUUAUCUAUACAUUAUUAUAUGCUUGUACAAUUAGACAUUGACAUGCCUAAAGGCAAUGCUUUUACUCCUAUCAUAUUGUUGUACUACCGCGGUUCUAUUAUUUUGACCAUUAUAACCAUUCUUUUAACUUUAAUCUUGGCCAAAGUUUGCAGUUUAAAUUCAAAUCCACAUAAUUAUAUUAAGCUUGUCAAUGAUUUUGUGUGUGAUAAUAAGUAUUCUAGCUAUUUAGUGUUUCCUAAAUGGGAGUCUGAUGACGUCACUGUUGAUUCCAAAUCGUCUAAUGAAGAUUAUGUAAUAUUUGCGAAUGUAGUGAAUAGUGUUUUCAUGUUUUUGAUUGUUUUUACUUAUUUUGGUUUAUACAUUAGCAAGAUUCCGAAAUAGAUUUUAUGAUGAACAACUAAAUGUUAGCUUUUUAAUAUUAUUAUGGCGCUAAGUUCAUGUACAUAUGUAAUUAUGUACUCCAGUAUAAUAUCUCAUUAAGUUUGAUCUGAUUUUUUUGGUAUAUUUGUUUUAAUAAAAAUAUAGAAAUUGUCAGUAA
Molecule: messenger RNA, 1331 nt
Organism: Spodoptera frugiperda (fall armyworm)
Lineage: Eukaryota; Metazoa; Arthropoda; Insecta; Lepidoptera; Noctuidae
Product: acetylcholine receptor subunit beta-like
Exons: 1
Coding region: 5-1174 (389 amino acids)
Biological process (GO): signal transduction; nervous system process; monoatomic ion transmembrane transport
Cellular component (GO): synapse; neuron projection; membrane
Molecular function (GO): transmembrane signaling receptor activity; extracellular ligand-gated monoatomic ion channel activity; neurotransmitter receptor activity
Source: RefSeq, a predicted model, not a curated record